UAAAGUUUAUAAAAGCCAAGCAAAGCUUCAAGCUCCGAGCAGCAGCAGCCAGCAGCAACCCGAAGAAGCCAGCCACAGAGCAGCAAUUGCUUUAAUUAGAUUUCUAAUCACCCUAAAACAAACACAACAAACAAAGCAAAAUGUCUUCUGAAGUGAGCAGCGACAACCCCAUCUAUGGCCCCUUCUUCGGUGUUAUGGGCGCCGCCUCCGCCAUCAUCUUCUCGGCUCUGGGCGCUGCCUAUGGCACUGCUAAGUCUGGUACCGGUAUUGCUGCCAUGUCAGUGAUGCGUCCCGAACUGAUCAUGAAAUCCAUCAUUCCUGUGGUCAUGGCGGGUAUCAUUGCCAUCUACGGCCUGGUCGUGGCUGUGCUGAUCGCCGGCGCGCUAGAAGAGCCCUCCAAGUACACCCUGUUCAGGGGCUUCAUACACUUGGGAGCCGGUCUGGCGGUGGGCUUCUCCGGCCUGGCAGCUGGUUUUGCGAUCGGCAUCGUGGGAGACGCUGGUGUCCGAGGCACAGCCCAGCAGCCCAGACUGUUCGUCGGAAUGAUCCUGAUUCUCAUUUUCGCCGAAGUGUUGGGUCUCUACGGUUUGAUUGUGGCCAUUUACCUGUACACGAAAUAAAUCAAUCAAUGCAAAAACACAACAACAACAAAUAGACAAACAGCGCCCAGCAGUCAACAGCAGCCGAAGCAACACCAUCAGCAGCCCCAUCCGGCGCAGGAGCAGGUAACAAUCACAACCACAAACAAUCAAAGCCAACAGCAGCAGCAGUGCGCGUGCGGUGGCAGCCCUGGCGGCGGCCGUUUGUACAUAGCAACAGCAACAACCACACUAGGGGCAACCACCAGGCGAACGACCACAACCAGUAGUUCGACCUGCCGGGCUACCAGAGACCCGCCGCGCACUGCCCGAUUGUGGCCCUCGAUUGUGCCUGCUGCUCUUUUCACUGUCACCUAGACUCGCUGGCGCGUGGUUUAGCUUAGUUAUUUUCCGUUCAAAAUCAGUCUUAAACUUGGAAAACAAUUUUUGCAGUUAAGUUCGUAAAGUUGUAAUAAUUAUGAUUUUUGCUAUAUCAAGAAAUCCUUCUCUUUUACUUAUUAUUUUGCGCUCCACAAUUUUGUGUGCUCUUUGUUAUUUGUUUUUUCCAUUAUUAUUAUUAAAUAAUGUUUAGUGUAUAUGUAAAGUUCGUUAAACAAAAAGAAAACUGUAAAGAAAUCAACAAACAACAAUUGUCAGAGAAACUUUGUAAAUUUGUAUUGAGCCUGUCGCGGCUGCAGCAAGAGAUCAACAAAUUUAGCGAAAGGGCCAAAACA
Molecule: messenger RNA, 1312 nt
Organism: Drosophila bipectinata
Lineage: Eukaryota; Metazoa; Arthropoda; Insecta; Diptera; Drosophilidae
Gene: Vha16-1
Product: Vacuolar H[+] ATPase 16kD subunit 1
Biological process (GO): proton transmembrane transport
Cellular component (GO): membrane; proton-transporting V-type ATPase, V0 domain
Molecular function (GO): proton-transporting ATPase activity, rotational mechanism
Source: RefSeq, a predicted model, not a curated record